AUGCAACGUUUUGGUACUAAUUGGCCGGUGGAUUGGCUUCAACAAUAUCCUCAGCUGCAUGGUGUUAUGAUUCCGGCUCCCAGUCAAGAGGACGAUAAGGUUAGCUGGAUUGAUAACAAACUUUCACGGGGUGACUUUGAGGUAAAGAGGGCGUGGAAUACUAUCCAAGAGGUGMAGCCGGUUGUGCAUUGGUCUAAACUUGUUUGGAAUAAAGCUUACGUUCCUAAACAUGCUCUUUGCAUGUGGAUGGCAUGUCAGAUGAAACUGCCAACUCAAGAUCGUAUUUGUCAUUGGAAGCAUGAACCGCCAGAUUUAAAGUGUGUUUUUUGUAACCUUGUGAUUGAAACGCACAAUCRYCUAUUUUUUGAAUGCAAGUAUUCCAGCAGUAUUUGGGACGCUAUUAAAAGGGAGGUGGGACUUCUGAAUUUUCCUAACAAUUGGGAGGAUAUUCUUCAGAGAGGGUCCACUCAUAAUUGGAGAUCUCAGUCUACGGUUCAAAAACUUGGUCUUUCAGCAACGGUUUAUCUCAUCUGGAGGGAGCGGAACAGGAAGUUCUUUGCCAAUUUCAAUCWUUCGGAAGACAAAGUUAUUACGGAGAUCAAGAUGCUGAUUCUUCAUCGAAUGGCGUGGAAGACAAGGAAGAGGAUUAGGAAUCCUAAUGGCAUGUGA
Molecule: messenger RNA, 669 nt
Organism: Cynara cardunculus var. scolymus (artichoke)
Lineage: Eukaryota; Viridiplantae; Streptophyta; Magnoliopsida; Asterales; Asteraceae
Exons: 1
Coding region: 1-669 (222 amino acids)
Source: RefSeq, a predicted model, not a curated record